AUGCAGUGGGCGAAGUCAAGCGAAAUUUCAUUCCCGUCGCCAGUAGGGGGUGUCCCAAUGACUUCUGACUUUGGCACAUCAAUAUUUUUCUCCAUACUAUAUUUCUCACUCAUACCCAUCUUCGUUUCCCGGCUUUAUAACAAGCAUUCGCGGGCCGUCGUGAGCAUCAACGCAAUCAUUACGACCAUAGAAAGAGUUAUAAUAUUCUCACUACGAGCCUGGCAAUCCCGCAACCCAGCUGAAAGGAUAUCCCCAGCAUUGACGACUUACAUGCAAGUCUCGAUUGCUUUGCCAUAUAUAUCCAUAGCGCACGACGUCGUGACUCUUCUGCGCUGCAUGUAUGUGAACUCUACAAAGGGUCCAGCAGAUUUUACGGAUCCGCAAGAUUCACCUGUUGCUCCUUCGAUGUCGUCCUCUAUGCACCCUCUUUCCCCUUUCCACAGUGCUUCGCUUCAUCUUUCAGAUGACAUUCACCACCAUGACGAUCCCAAGAAGCGUUUCUUCUAUCGCUGGUUUACCGACGUGCUGAACCUGACCUUCCUCGCUGCCACUAUCCCCGGUAUAAUUGGUAACGCGCAUUACCGUGGUGGAAUGGAUAAUGCGAGCACGGCCAACGAAGUGAUGAUCACCAGGUACAUAAGCUCCAGUAUUGCUCUCUUCCUCAUACUCUUUGUGGCGGUCCUGGUUGUUCGCGCCAGAAAGCUACCAAAAGUGGAGCCGAUUCACGUCAGACUACUUCUUGUCAUCCUCGCCUGUAACGCAUCCUCUGCGAUCUUCCGACUAUUUUUUAUGUAUCACCGCACGACCUCCCUUACGUCGACAGCCUCGGGCUCAGGUAACACUUCUUCAGAAAAGGCAACGUUCUAUAUAUUCCAUAUGCUCAGUGACUGGCUGGCCGUCGCUCUGCUGCUCGUUCCGAAUAUUAGGGCCAUCUACAAGACGGGCAUGUGGGGGGACUGGAGAGCCAUUGACCCUGUUCCACGAGAACAGGAAUGGGCGAGGAAAAGGAAGGAAGCAAAAGCGCGAAGGAGUGAGCUUAUCGCUUGA
Molecule: messenger RNA, 1047 nt
Organism: Suillus clintonianus
Lineage: Eukaryota; Fungi; Basidiomycota; Agaricomycetes; Boletales; Suillaceae
Exons: 4
Coding region: 1-1047 (348 amino acids)
Source: RefSeq, a predicted model, not a curated record